Molecule: messenger RNA, 2592 nt
Organism: Aaosphaeria arxii CBS 175.79
Lineage: Eukaryota; Fungi; Ascomycota; Dothideomycetes; Pleosporales
Exons: 3
Coding region: 159-2291 (710 amino acids)
Source: RefSeq, a predicted model, not a curated record
ACAUAUCACCAAUCAGGUAAGGCGCGAAACCUAUUCGAUCUCUAGGUCUUGCAUUACACAAUCAACAUCGAACUAUCCAACUUUACUUCUCUUCCCUAAAUAUUCCUCUUAUUCGUUUUCUUUUCUGUUUUGUUGUCUUCAGAUGCGCCGGUAGAAUCAUGGUAGGCGUUAGCCACAGCCGUCGUGGCAAUUCCAUAUCGUUGGCGCUAUGCUUCCUGGCUGUCCUGCCGCUGGCUGCGGAAGUGCAGCGCGCUGCGUGGCCGUUACUCCUGCUUUGGGUGGGUGCUGGUGGCGUGAGAUGGUGGUAUGGCGAUGAGACUUUACGAGCCGAUUGCGUCGUCUUUGGGGGAAUCGCAUUGAUAUCUGCAAGAGAAGGAUUGUGGAACUGGACAAGCACGUUGUCUGAUUCUGUGCUUGGGAUUGUCUGGGAUGGCGCUGUGAUACGGCGGGCUAGUACGAUUGUCCUAAUUGUCCUUGGAUUCGUCUCCACAUCCUACAAAAAUGUUUUCAAGAGGAAAGAAGAGAGACCUGGUUCCGAUUCAAACACUACGGAUUCAAGUAUCAAGCAUCCAAAAGCCUUGAUCUUUCCAUGCCGGACGACUCAUGCACGAAUCUUCCCUAAACGCCAUGCAUUCAAGUAUUCGUAUUUGCUAUAUGGGAUUCCGAUCAUUCCGCCAUGGGCAGCAGCCAAUGGACAGGGGAUUGUAGAUGGAAAGGACAGGAAGAAAGGGAAUUGGUGGCUCCAGGUUAGAGCUGAGGACUACCUAGAAAGAGGAUAUGGCGAGCUUGGUUUCUAUGGGAAAUUGAAGAAGGUUUUGCAUGAACAUGAUGUGCCGGACUCGGAAUGGUCAUAUGCUUAUCUCGUUACGGCUCCGAGAUUUCUUGGCUACUCAUUCAACCCUGUUUCCUUUUGGUAUGUUUACAACUCGUCACAUGAGUUGAAGAGGAUGAUUCUAGAGGUCAACAACACAUUCGGAGAGCGACGGAUGUACGUUCUCGAUGGAGCCAGCCCGCCAACACCCCCACAAACCCCAGACGAAGAGAUGCCGAAACUCCAGAUAGAAAAGGCAUCAUUUACAGAUGCGUGGCAGAAGGACUUCCAUGUGUCGCCCUUCAAUUCCAGAAAGGGAUCGUAUUCGUUGAAAGCUACAAAUCCGUUUCCAGGGUUUCCUGCGCCAUGUGCCGCGAAAAUCGAUAAUACGAUUACGCUCAAGUCGUCGAAGGAUCAUGCGAAGAUUGUGGCGCGUGUGUACUCUAUUGGAACAGCACUGGAUGCGAAUACCCUUGGAGCCAUGGGGACCCUCCGUUUCGUUGGCGGCUGGUGGUGGGUUGGUCUCGUCACAUUCCCUCGGAUCUUGAAAGAAGCUUUUCGACUCUUUUUCAAGCGCAGUCUGAAUGUUUGGUUUCGGCCUGAAGUUCUAUCAUCAAGCAUUGGUCGGGCACAUACUUCGGAAGAAAAAGCCCUCCAGGAGAUUUUACACUCGUACUUGCAGCACCUCGUCUGGAAUUCGUCAGAACAGUGGGAUAUAACCUACCACACAGCUAUACCAUCCCGACCAACGGAAAAAGUGAUGUCAACGCAUGUUCCAGGUCGCAACAUCCCAUGCAAAAAGCUCGAGAUCCGUGUCUUGACACCGGCGUUCUAUUCUCGAUUCGUGCAUUAUUCCUACACAUGGGAAGCUUUCGAUCGCGAGUGUUUGUUUACAGACGAGCGGAAUCGGACGGUUUGGAUCUCCAACCCGGAACUACUUGCCCUGCUCUUGUCUGGCGCUAAGAAGCAGUGCUUCGAUUACGAGGACCAACUUCCACGAAGAGGUCGCCUCGACGAAAUGCGGUGGAGCUUCAUGAGAAGAUUGAGGUGUCCGCCUGCAGAACCGGCCUAUCCACUGACGCCGAAACGGGCAGAAUUCGACGUUAAUGAUAUACGAACAUUGCCAUUCUCAGAUAUGGAUAAGUUUGUACGGAGCCGGCAUUGUCGGUUUGACUCUGGUAGCUAUCGCCGUAUAGUCACGAAGACCUUCCUCGCCCAGAGAUUCGCAUUUGGGUUUGCUGAGGUCGUUGAUUUGCUCGAUUUGAUGAUUCGAAUUCUGCUAUGCUAUUUAGCGGUUGUUACUCUGAUGUUGUGGACCGGGAGAGACAUUAUCCGUUGGUUCACAGAUCAGAAGGUUCAACAUCAGGACGAUUGGUUAGAUAGCAUUAAGGGUGGACUACUCGAUAUACCAUCAUGUCUAGGAACGUGGAGCUUGAUUUGCGGUAGUCAUUUGUAUGGGUUGGCCAAAGGCUACUUUUAGAGAAGCUGUAAAUACCAAAAUGACCAAAAGAAUGACUGCACAUAAUUCAAGAUGACGACUACAGCGGGCUUGCUCCAUUGCUCCAAAAGGCGGAAGCAGAAUCCUCACGAUUCUGACUCAAAACACCGGGAGCUUGAGUCAUAUUGUUAUAUGCCUCUUUCACCCGGCCAACCUGCUGUAAUCAGACCCUAAUCACGAUGAAUACUCGGGUUGUCUUCUCUAAGUCCAGCCCCAGUUCUGGAUCGAGACGUUAGGUCAUCCAGAAUUGCCGAGGUCCAUGUAAACCAAGUGGUUGAUCUUC